This is a messenger RNA of Anarrhichthys ocellatus (wolf-eel), 7102 nucleotides long. RefSeq names its product segment polarity protein dishevelled homolog DVL-1. Gene Ontology annotation, cellular component: cytosol. Gene Ontology annotation, biological process: intracellular signal transduction; canonical Wnt signaling pathway. Gene Ontology annotation, molecular function: frizzled binding. The record is from RefSeq and is a predicted model, not a curated record. The transcript has 15 exons. Bases 536 to 2797 code for a protein of 753 amino acids. Lineage: Eukaryota; Metazoa; Chordata; Actinopteri; Perciformes; Anarhichadidae.
GCAAUGAAUAUGAAAUUGAGUUUAAUUGCUACCACUUCACACAGUAAGUCACCACCGCUAUAUCGGGGUUAGCAGUAAUAAUUUAAAAAUGCUUCAUAAAGCCAGUCUUCCUCCUCUUUGUUCCCUAGUCAUGCCUGUACAGUAGUAUGAAACGGGCGGGUGGGCCUGCGCACAGCCCGGACACGCCGCUAGAUGACAGCACUGUCUAACCAAUUAGCUUGUGAAAAAUAGCAAUAUUCCCAACUCCAUAUCGCAAGGAUGUGGACUGUCCCUUCCUGUUUUAGUGCCGAGAGAGCCACCGUACCGACUCGCACUGGAGCAGGAAUACAGGCACUCAUAACGCGAUUAUGUCGGGAUUUUCACUGUGUUUGUCAAACACACGGAGCGUUUUCUUCCGCCGUGGGGUGUACCGGGUUAUGUUUUAGGGAAUGCUGUUAUGUUAUUCUCCGGGUAGCUGGUAACAUAGCAGGCCUGUUUAUUGCGCUGCCAACCCUUGUUCCUUUCCUGUGUCAAUGAUUGUCCUCCCCUCACUCUCAUGGCGGAGACUAAAAUAAUAUAUCACAUAGACGAGGAGGAGACCCCUUAUCUGGUCAAACUGUCCGUUUCUCCGGAGAAAGUCACCUUAGCGGAUUUUAAAAAUGUCCUCAACAACCGUCCGGUCAACAGCUACAAAUUCUUCUUCAAAUCGAUGGACCAGGAUUUUGGGGUUGUCAAAGAAGAGAUUUCCGAUGACAACGCCAAGCUGCCCUGCUUCAACGGGAGAGUAGUGUCCUGGUUGGUCCUGGCAGAGAGUGCCCACUCUGAUGGAGGAUCUCAGUGCACAGAGAGCCAUCCAGAGCUGCCCCCUCCUCUCGAGAGAACAGGGGGCAUCGGAGACUCACGGCCCCCCUCCUUCCAUGCCAAUGCGGUGAGCAGUCGUGAUGGCCUGGACACCGAGACGGGAACCGAGUCUCUCCUGAGCCACCGCAGAGAGCGAGAGAGAGAGCGGGCACGGAGGAGAGCGAGAGAAACUGAGCUCCCUCGCAUCAACGGUCACUCGAAAUCAGAGCGCACCGCAAGGGACUCGGCCAUGGGUUACGACAGCGCCUCAGUAAUGAGCAGCGAGUUGGAGUCCAGCUCAUUCGUUGACAGUGAGGAAGACGAGGAUGCUAGCAGGCUCAGUAGCUCCACAGAACAGAGUUCUUCUUCACAGCUGAUGCGCAGACACAAGCGCCGCCGACGGAGGCACAAAGUGGCCAAAAUAGACCGGUCUUCAUCCUUCAGCAGUAUCACAGACUCCACCAUGAGCCUCAACAUCAUCACCGUCACGCUCAACAUGGAGAAAUACAACUUUCUAGGUAUCAGUAUUGUUGGUCAAAGUAAUGACCGAGGAGACGGCGGCAUCUACAUCGGCUCCAUAAUGAAAGGAGGCGCAGUGGCUGCUGAUGGGAGAAUAGAACCUGGAGAUAUGCUCCUUCAGGUGAAUGACGUAAACUUUGAGAACAUGAGCAAUGACGACGCAGUGAGGAUCCUCAGAGAGAUUGUUUCCAAAACCGGUCCUAUUAGUCUUACUGUUGCCAAAUGUUGGGACCCGUCUCCACGAAGUUACUUCACCAUCCCUCGUGCUGAGCCAGUGAGACCCAUUGACCCAGCAGCCUGGAUCUCACACACCACCGCCCUGACGGGACCUUACCCCCACUAUGGUAAAAACAACCAACCACCUCCUCCAACACACUCUAUGAAGCAUCCAUUCUGUGAGUUUGAUGACUUGCCUCUGUCUGCAAGUAAAACAGACAUGGCAACCAUCGUGAAGGUGAUGCAGUUGCCCGACUCUGGCCUAGAGAUCCGAGACAGGAUGUGGUUGAAGAUCACCAUCGCCAAUGCCGUCAUCGGUGCUGACGUGGUGGACUGGCUUUACUCCAGAGUAGAAGGAUUCAAGGACCGGCGGGAUGCGAGGAAGUACGCGAGCAGUCUGCUGAAACAUGGCUACCUGAGACACACCGUCAACAAGAUCACCUUCUCCGAGCAGUGCUACUAUACCUUCGGAGACCUCUGCCAAAACAUGGCGUCACUCAAUUUAAAUGAGGGAUCCAGCGGCGGAGGCUCGGAGCAGGACACUCUGGCACCGCUCCCUCCCACCAGCAAUCCCUGGCCCCUGGGCGGGCAGCCAUUCCCCUACCCUCCCUUUCCCUCCGCACCCCCCAGCUUCCCCCCAGGAUACUCAGACCCAUGCCACAGUUUCCACAGUGGGAGCGCAGGCAGCCAGCACAGCGAGGGAAGCCGAAGCAGUGGAUCCAACCCCAGCGCAGGCAAAGGUAGACGCUCCUCUCCACAGGAGAAGGGUCAACGGUCAACAUGCAGCGAAUCAGAGCCCCGCAUUCAUGGAGGGAGGCGCGGUGAAAGGUCCGCUAGCCAAAUGAGCCAUCACAGCCACGCCGUCUCCAGUCACAGCCACGCCGUCUCCAGUCACAGUCACGCCCGAUCAAGUCUCAGUCACAGUCAGUCACACAGGAGUCACUCUCACUCACAGAACAGCCACCCCUCCUUCACCUACAGCCACGCCCCCUUCACCCAGCCGGGGCCGGGCUCAUGUGCCCACAGCGAGCGAAGCCAUGCCUCCUCCUACGGACCCCCAGGCUUGCCUCCCCCUUAUUGUCUGGGCCGUCUGGCCCCCAAGACCUCAGUCAGCAGCAGCACGCCCCCUGGAGCCCCUCCUGGGAGAGAGUUAGCAUCCGUUCCUCCUGAGCUUACCGCCAGUCGCCAGUCCUUCCAGCAUGCUAUGGGCAAUCCCUGUGAGUUCUUUGUUGACAUCAUGUGACAGGACAGUGCCUUCAAAACUCAUCAAGCACAAAACAAUUAUCCUCGAAACCCACUCAGCCCUUUCUUUCCUGCCUCUCAAUCUUUUUUGCCUCUGACCAUCUCGUCUCUAACUUCAUAAUGUAGACACUUACUGGCCCUGUGCGUAAGCCCCCCCCUGCUAGCUGUCUAUCCCUCUGAUGUCCCAGCAAAGGAAUACAGGCAGCAAGAGCACAACAGGAGGGAGGCCUCUCACACAAGCACAGAUCCUCUGUGGCUGAAAACCCUCUUUUGUAUUGACGUGACGUGUACAGUUUGUGAAACGUGAGUAGUAUUCAAUGUGGUGAUUCUUUAAAUCUGCCACACAGACAUUCUCCGGAGUGUGUACUCUACCUGGGAUAUUUUCUCUCCUGCAAGACCUUUAAGCUGCUGGGCCUGGAUCUCAAUCCCCCAGACCCAGGCCGACACCGACAGCCCGCACUUAGGAACAUUUCUUUGGGCCGAGAACUUGUAAUUUCUUUCCUGACUCAAAUUUAGCACGUUGCACCAAACCUCCGGCCCCAGUUCCUUUAUACUGUGGCGUUACCACCGGCUUAUUUAAGCUCCUACCUGCCAACUACUAAAACGCUAACCUCGAUCAGUUCACAAUCCGUGGAUUUCUUCAACUUUAUAAUUGAGGCUCUGUAGCCAGCCGUUGGUUUAACUAGGCUGCAUCUUGCAUGACUGUCUCAACUGCUUUAAGGAAAAGAAAUGUAUUAAUACAUUUUGUUUAAAGUAUUACCGUUAUUGGGGGAAGUUGUUACCUCUUGCCAAUGUUCUAAAGGAAGAAUCCGUACACUGGAUGAUUUUUGUGAUGUUAUUUAUGUGAUCAUGUUGCGUUGAUGGUGUCAUACUUUGUCUACUAAGGCUGGCUGACAGACAAUCAGACAUCACCCUUUGUGAUUCAGUGGUCGAUUUCCGCUGUCCUAGCUGUGCUUUGUGGAAUGUAUCAUUAUUCCCGUCAGUGAUUGAACCCUGACAUUCAUACCACUUUGGUUUAAACACAUUUAAGUAAGCAAGUCAACUUACAAACAGGAUUGCAAACAGUGGACACCCACCACAGCUGUGAAAGCAAACUCAAAGUGUUGACAGGAGGUAAACCAGUUUGCUCAAAGCAUCGCGGUUGUCUGCUUCGUUAAAAAGUUGUGCGAUAAAAGCCAAAGCCUCUCACUGUUGUGGAUAUGUCUUCUUAAUGUAGGCGCUGUCUGUGAUGAUUACCAUCUGACACUUCUCAUUUUACAACUUCAAAGUGACUUCAAGGGGAAUCCUGGCCUUCAGAUUCUGACCUCCUUGCAAAAAUAAUGGAAAACCCCUGUUAGUAUCUACCGAAAAUCUAGUUACAAGAAGGACUUAACACACAGAUAGUAGUUUUAUGAGCACUUUUCCAUUCUGUCUCUCCCUCCCUUUAGUAUGAAACACUGUUUGCAAUCAAAGCUUUCUCUUUAAUUUUGUUUCUUUACAAAAAAAGAAUAAAUUGUACAUAGAAAUUUAUUAUAUAUAUAAAUAAAAAAUAUAUAUGUUCAAAAUGAUGUCUACAUUUUCCAAUGAUAAUCCCCCAUGAGGUUUUAGAAAGUGAAAAUUCUCAUCCUAAAAUAUACUUUUCUCUUUUUUUCAAAGGACCACUAGAGGGAGACAUUCAAUGUGUAAUUUACUUCUACUAACGACACUUAAAUUCUAGUUUGAUACAGAAAAUGUAUUUUGGCAAUAAUUGCGAAUUUGAAUUACGUACACAAAAUUUUUAAUAUUAAGUUGACACAAUCACGUAGUCUUCUCAAGACUUGACAUCAAGUAGACAUUUACAAAAAAACUACAGAUGAACUGUAAGAGGCGUGAUAUCGUCACAACUCCAAAUGUGUUACCCCCACAUCAUUUGAGUUAACAGUUAACACCCCUGAGUGGAACUUCUCAGCACCAGCACUGCUGCCUGUACUUUCCCAGUGGGCUGAAGUUACUCUCAAAAAGCUUCAAACGUAUGCUAACCCCAUAUAGACCCCACUGUCUGCUUGACCAGCCAACCACAGCUUUUUGAAGACAAGUAACACUACACUCCCCCACAUGAGAGGAAGUGUUAUAAGAAGCAGGAAGGAAGUGAUGUCAGAGCCUUAUAAUAACACCCUCGCAUGCAGACGUAGAUUAAACAGUACCCUGCUAAAGAAGCAGCCCUCAGAAGAACACGGUGGUCUGUGUUCGCCUGCAUUAUGUUCACAAUAUGGAGCAUUAUGUCAAAUGAAAAUGUAGUUUUGACACAGAUUUCUCUCACUGACAUAGUUGCAGUUUGACUAUGACUUAGGCUGAUGUCAGCCUACAUGCAAAUACACACACACACACCCACACACACUCAUUUACCAGCAGAAUGAAUGAAUAUCAUUACUACUCUACUUAACGAACAAAACUAUUUCCCAAGUCAGUAUGUUAAUUGAGCUUCUGGGGUUUACUGUGCUUCAAAGCUGAAUGUAGGGGGAGGUUUAAGGGUAAGUGUGGGAGGCGUUUCUUGGCCAAGGAUACGUAGGUGGAUGAGCUGCUGACUUUUGACAUCACAGUCUCAGGUAACGUGGGUAUGCCUGUACAGUAGGCGAGCCAUGGUAGGCUGAGAAUGACGCGUUAGAAUGUCAAAGCCGAAAUCUGCUAAAUGUCAUUCAAGUAUCGUAUGACCGUGAUGCACGAAAAACAUGACGCAGCAGGUGGCUCUUGUGGUUUCACAUUGUUAUUUGUAUGUGAAUUGAAAAAGUAAGAAUAAGAUACACCAUCAUUAAAUAACCUUGAGGAGAUGGAUGUCAUCUACCAUCUCAUCAUUAGUCACCAAAUUUCCUGUAUUCCCAAAGGUCAAAGCAUUUACUGUCAGGAAAUGCCCGUUCCCUUUUUGAAAUAAACACUAUGAACUAGUGUUGGAAUGGACACACCAUUAAUCAUAAAACUACAGCUACUCAUUAAAUGAAUAACCUCUUGAAAACCCCACUUUCACUUUAGCACAAUGAAAUGAUGCAGCUCCUCCCGCUUCCAACUCGUCACAUACUGAGUCUCCUGACUCGUCACACAAUGCCGCUCUGUCUGGUUAGGCUUGAACUAACUAUGAAAACUAAGUAAAACGUAAACAACAUCGUACAGAGUACUAAGUACAUAAAGCAUGUCACAAACAUCACUUACAUAACUUCCAAACAACUCAAUGCCGCUCUCUAAUACAGGCAUCCUGGCUGAAAGUCCUGCGUUUUAUUUGACUCAUUCACCUCCACUUCCUCUGUUAUACUGUGUCGUCACACGCAUUUUCUGUUAAAGUCUAAUAAUGAAGCGGUGCUAAAGGGUGCCUUGUGACUUUGGUGGCAGACACUGGAGGGCAUGAGAACAGGCUGGCACACUACUCAUGCUGCACUUUUUGUUUCGGUUUUCUUUGGUUCACUUUGCUGUGGUUUCUAUUAUAGGGAAUUAAAAGACAUAAUAAUAAUAAUAAUAAUAGGUGAUUAUUGCAAAGAGGGGGAGUUUUUUAAACUUUUCAGACACUCGUGACAUGACUCAUCAGCAUCAAUCCUUUUUGUGACUGAUGUCAUGAUACGCUGAGACAAUGAACAAAAGCAGCAAAGCUUUGUUUAGCAGACUAUGCAGUUCAAACGAAUAAAAUACAAUUGAACAAUGCAUUUGACACAUCAAAGUCAAUAAAAGUACAGUUCGUUUCACUUUUAGUACCGGUACAAUAAGUAAAACUAUUAUUGUACAAAAACAGUGGUACUGAAAACAUAUCAAACCAGUUACUUAGUGACAUUUGGCCACUGAAAAAAGUCAUAGUAUGUCGUAAAAAGCUCAUCAUGAAUGUCAUAGUAUAGUGUAAUGAAGGUCUUUUGUAGGACAAUAUGUGUACAGUAGGUCUACGGGUAACAGAAGUAAGUAACAAACUGGAAGGGUUGAAUGUUGUAUUUAUGAUGAGAUGCAUCUCACUUAGUUUGGCUAGAUUUGUUACCUCAACAUAAUUUGCUCAUUGUGGUCUAUCAAUUGCCAAAAUGAUCUUUGAUUGAUUGAAUGAAGUAUUAACUGCUAAAAAUUAUAUUAAAAAAAGUUAUAAAAAGGUAUAGUAUGUAUAAAAAAAGUCAAAAAGUCACGGUAUAGUAUGUACAAUAAAGUCAUGAAAAGUCUUGAAAUAGUAAAUAAAUAGUCAAUGAAAAGUCAUGGUAUUGUAUAAGUAGGUACGUCUUAGUAGUGAAAGUUAAAAGUACUAAAAGUUCUAUAUACUAUGUUAAAAAAGGUUAUAGUAUAAUAUUUUUAAAAAGGCAUAUAGUAUUUGUUUACAGUAGGCCUGCUG